CUUGAGAACCUGCCUUAGAAUCGGAGAAUUUUUUCAAUUUUCUUUUUUUUCACGGUUAGGACGAGUUUUGGUUAACCUCUGGGUGAAUAGCAAGUCUCUGGAAGAGCUAGAGCCUUUGGUUGAUAAUCAUCAAUUUUGUGUCUAAUUAGGAAAUUUUUUGGUUGGAGUCAUGCCACGAUUUCCACUUCAUCCAGCUUCUGGAACUGGAGUUUAUACUCAAUGGCAUGAUAAAGUCAUUAGGUUGGCGCGAUAUGGCUGUGCAAACCGGCCGUUCUUUCAUAUUGUUAUCAUGAACCCGAAAGUCGAGCAAAGGAAACCUCCAAUAGAGCAGCUGGGAACAUACGAUCCCAGCCCAAAUCAAUUCAACGAGAAAUUGGUGUCCCUCAACACUGAGAGGCUGCUGUUCUGGCUGGGGCAGAAGAAUGUCACUGUCAGUGAAAAUGUCGAGGAGCUCCUGGGACUGUCUGGAUUUCUACCCAUUCAUCCUAGGACCUUCAUUAAAGCCUGGAGAAGCAGAAGAAAAAAUGACGAGGAAGCUGCCAAGGCUAAACUCGAGGAGGAGCAGAAGGCACAAGAGCAGACAAACUGAUCAUCUUGCUGACUAUUUUGUAAAUAGAAUUAUCGAAUAAGGAAUACUUUACAGAACUAUUAA
Messenger RNA from Fopius arisanus, 652 nucleotides. It is a transcript of the gene mRpS16, whose product is annotated as mitochondrial ribosomal protein S16. NCBI's taxonomy places the organism in Eukaryota, Metazoa, Arthropoda, Insecta, Hymenoptera, Braconidae. Gene Ontology annotation, cellular component: mitochondrial small ribosomal subunit; ribosome. The record is from RefSeq and is a predicted model, not a curated record. The coding region runs from base 170 to 589 and encodes 139 amino acids. The transcript is spliced from 2 exons. Gene Ontology annotation, molecular function: structural constituent of ribosome. Gene Ontology annotation, biological process: mitochondrial translation.